UCAUGGCCCAGAAUUAUUAUGACAUUCUGGGCAUCACCAGGGAUGCCACUGCCGAGGAGAUUAAAAGAGCCUACAAAAAAGCGGCGUUGACUCAUCAUCCGGACAAGGGUGGCGAUGAAGACAAAUUCAAAGAAUGUGGUGCCGCAGUGGAGACAUUGACCGAUGAAAGGAAACGGGCAGCCUACGAUUCCACCUUGAUCCGGCUGCGGUCAAAAGAUGGUCUGGGAAGUGGUUUCUCUCGGUUCGUAGCGCGGGACUCUUCGAGCGAACGGCCGCGACCAAGUGCAGGUGCUCCAAAGCCAGCCGCACCGCAGCCUGCGCCACACGUGCCUCAACCACCCAAAGCCAAGAAGAAUGUGGAGAUCCCAUCCGACCCAAGUAGCUUAUCCAUCAAGGAGCUGAAAGAGCUCCUUACAGCCCUGGGAAUCGACCAUGAAGGUUGCCUGGAAAAGGCCGACUUGCUGGCGCUUCUUCGUGACCGGAAGGCGGCACGGUACAGCGACACACCUCGCGAGUCGGCGCCUAAACCGCCUCCGCCGGCGUCCUCCACAGCGUCAGCCUCGCAUGGCGCGGGACGGGCCUUGAGAGUGAAGGUGAUGUCCAUAGGCUCGGCCACCGUAGGGAAGAGCACCUUGAUCAAGCGCUACUGCGAAAGUCGAUUUGUCCAGAAGUACAUCCCCACCAUUGGCAUCGACUAUGGCGUGAAACCUGUGAGAGUGCUGGGACAUGACCUGAAGGUGAACUUCUUUGACACUUCAGGAGGCGACGAAUUCCGAGAAAUCCGCACGGAAUUUUACACCAUGGGGCAAGCCAGCGCGGUGCUGUUGGUGUACGAUGUGACCAACCGGAAAAGCUUCGCGGACCUGUCUUUGUGGCUGGAGGAGGCGCACUCCCAUGGAUGCCCAUUGUCCCGCGCCAACCGCGGCAGUUGCUGCGUGGCGCUCUGCGCCAAUAAGCUGGACCUGGGCCGCCGCGCCGUGAGCCGUGCAGAAGGGGAGGAUUUUGCUGCCAGCCAUGGCAUGCGAUACUUCGAGACAUCUGCGGCCACGGGGGAACAGGUCACUGAGGCUAUGAAUUAUCUCUUUGAACAGGCGGUGUUGCUUGGCUUGGCGAGAUCCAGCAUGUUGGAUGAGACAUGA
Messenger RNA from Cladocopium goreaui, 1139 nucleotides. The record is from the annotation of a GenBank genome assembly. Lineage: Eukaryota; Dinophyceae; Suessiales; Symbiodiniaceae.